Nyctereutes procyonoides (raccoon dog) is the source of this 7206-nucleotide messenger RNA. It is a transcript of the gene FKTN, whose product is annotated as fukutin. Lineage: Eukaryota; Metazoa; Chordata; Mammalia; Carnivora; Canidae. Gene Ontology annotation, cellular component: Golgi membrane. The coding region runs from base 395 to 1831 and encodes 478 amino acids. The record is from RefSeq and is a predicted model, not a curated record. The transcript has 12 exons.
UGCAUCCCCAGCAUUCCGGGCACCUGCUUCCCCGCAGCGGCCGGGGCGGGGCGGCCCUGAGCGAGGCAGUUCGCCGGGACAGCCCCUCCCACGCCCCUGAGCGGGUCCGCGAGGAAGAGCCGCAUCCUGGGACAGGCGCGGUUUGGGGGGGGGCGACCGGGACCCUCGUGGGACUUUGCUCGGGGCGGCGACGUCGGAGCAGGGUCGUGAGAGCCGUCUCGGGAUUGGCGGGAGCACCGGCGCUGGGGGGUCUCAUAUCUGAUUAUUUAGGAGGAAAUUAGCAAAUCGAAGAAUGUUCUAUAGAACUUCAGAAAACAAGAUUAUCUUCUUAUCCAAAAAAGAUGAAAUCAACUGAGUUACUCUCAAAAGACAACCAAGUGAGCACCGCAGACUAAUGAGUAGAAUCAAUAAGAACGUGGUAUUGGCGCUUUUAACUUUGACAAGUUCUGCAUUUCUGCUGUUUCAGUUGUACUACUACAAGCACUAUUUAUCGGCAAAGAAUGGAACUGGUUUAUCAAAAUCUAAAGGAAGCCGAAUUGGAUUUGAUAGCACACAGUGGCGUGCAGUUAAAAAAUUUAUUGUGCUAACAUCCAGCCAAAAUGUACCAGUGUUCCUUAUUGAUCCUUUGAUCCUGGAAUUGAUUAAUAAAGACUUUGAACAAGUCAAAAAUACUUCUCAUGGCUCCACUUCAGAAUGCAAGUUUUUCUGUGUUCCAAGAGACUUUACCACAUUUGCACUACGGUAUCACCUGUGGAAGAAUGAGGAAGGCUGGUUUCGGAUAGCUGAAAAUAUGGGAUUUCAAUGCCUAAAGAUCGAGAGCAAAGAUCCCCGGUUAGAUGGCAUAGACUCACUUUCUGGAACUGAAAUUCCCUUGCACUACAUCUGCAGAUUGGCCAAUCAUGCCAUCCACUUGGUGGUCUUUCAUGAGAGGAGUGGCAACUACCUCUGGCAUGGCCAUUUACGACUCAAAGGACACAUGGACAGGAAAUUUGUUCCUUUCCGAAAGUUACAGUUUGGUCGUUAUCCUGGAGCUUUUGACAGGCCAGAAUUACAACAAAUUACUGUUGAUGGAUUAGAAAUUCUCAUCCCAAAAGAUCCAGUGCACUUUCUAGAAGAAAUACCACACUCUAGGUUUAUUGAGUGUAGGUAUAAAGAAGCUCGAGCAUUCUUUCAGCAAUACCUUGAUGAUAACACUGUGGAAGCUAUGGCCUUUCGGAAGAAUGCAAAGGAAUUAUUGCAACUGGCAGCCAAAACAUUAAAGAAAUUGGGAGUACAGUUCUGGCUGAGCAGUGGAACUUGUCUAGGGUGGUAUCGGCAAUGCAACAUUAUUCCUUAUAGUAAAGAUGUUGACCUAGGAAUUUUUAUACAAGAUUAUAAAUCUGAUAUUAUUUCAGCAUUUCAGGAUGUAGGACUUCCACUCAAACACAAAUUUGGGAAGGUAGAGGACAGCUUGGAACUAUCUUUCCAGGGAAAAGAUGAUAUAAAACUCGACAUUUUUUUCUUCUAUGAAGAGACUGACCAUAUGUGGAAUGGAGGCACUCAGGCCAAAACAGGAAAAAAAUUUAAAUUCCCAGAAAUGAAAUCAUUAUUGUUUGUGCUGUUUGAGAAGUACAAAGGAUACCUGUUUCCCAAGUUUACACUGUGCUGGACUGAGUUUGUAGACAUGAAGGUUCAUGUGCCCUGUGAAACCACUGAAUACAUUGAAGCCAACUAUGGUAAAACCUGGAAGAUUCCUGUGAAGACGUGGGACUGGAAACGCUCUCCCCCCAAUGUGCAGCCCAAUGGAAUCUGGCCUAUUUCUGAGUGGGAUGAGGUUAUCCAGUUAUACUGAGACAAUAGGUUGAAAUGAUAAAAUUCCCCUUCUGAAACAGGUGGAUUCUAACUAUUUAAGAAGAUAAAUCUCUAUUUGUCAAAUGUAAGUAGGGGCCAAAGAUAUAUGUUGAGUCUGAAGAUGCAGAAAGAGUCCUAACCUCUGAGCCAUCUGAUUGAAUUCUCUCAUUUUACUUUUAUUCAGGAGUCCCUUUGUGCCAGGUACAGUGCUAGGUUACAGUGGAGAAGCAGAGAUGAGUGACACACAUGCCUGUCUCUCUUGCCCUUCCCUUUGGUAAGCACCUCAAUUUUCUUUUGAGGGAAACAUCCUUACCCUUUGAAGUUCCUGUAGAAUAUGAUGUUCUUUCAAACUGUUAGGUAAUAUUUGGACUGGAAGAUGGGUUUAUUGGGCAAAGCUAAAGGAGGAUAUACCAGUAAAAAAGAAUAGCCCACUCCUGUAAUCAGCAGUUAAGCUUGUAUGUUAGUCUGCUUUCAAGGUUGUAGAGUCGGAGUUAAUAUUUAAGUGAUCAGACUUUAGGUGACAUCAAGAAAAGAUGCUAGAACAUUCAUUUUACAAGCAACCCAGUAUGGAAUUGUUUUAGAGUAUAGGGCAUCAUUCUGUGAGAAUGAGAGCUUCUUUUUAGCUUUGUCAAAGAUAUGCAAAUUCCUGUACAAUUUCUAUUUUUAUAUUUUAAGUGAAAAGAAAGCUUGUGCUUGUGUGAUGCUUGAAUUUCCAGUCAUUGUGAGAAUAUUUUCACUGACCUCUGUAGCACUUGUUAACAAAUCAUUCGAGCGAGAUCAUGUUACCAGACAUGAUUUUGAAAGGGUUGUGAUUUCACAAAAGUUACUUUCCUUAUUCCAUUCCCAGCCAUCUGUUAGGUAAAAAUAUGAGCCAUUCAUGGACAUUAAUAUUUUCUGAAUUUAUAAUCCUUGUACUCCCAAUUUUAAUGUUAACACUAAAAUAUUAGUAGAAAUACCUCUUAUUUUUCUAAGUGUACUUACUCUUCAGUGCAUUCAUUCAUCAAUUGCAGCUCCAUAUCUUUCAUUUAUGGCCAGCAAGCCAAUUUAAAUAGUAUAUGAACCUACCUGUUACCUCCCUUCUGUACUAUCAUGUCCCCAAACGAAGAUGAACGGCAAACCUGACAAAUGCUUUCUCCGUCCUCCCACUCCCAGAUCAUGGUGUUUGUAAAGUCUGUAUCCAUUCUCAUUGUUCUAUCUAGAUGUUGUAUCUGUUGCAUAUUGAUGGGACAGGAACUCAGACUUUCUGCUUUGUCAAAUACCACCCAUUCUAAAACCCUUCAGUUUCCUUUCCCCUGCCUCAAGAUAUGUUUCUGAGUGGGAUGGGAUGGCCCUGUCUUCCACAUCUCAUGAGUCACUUUAAUUAUAUAUUCCAAGUGAAAAGUAGAGGUAUAUGUAUAUAUACAAUAAACACUGCUAUCUUUUUAUUUGUUCAGGAAAGGAAGCUGAGUCUUAAUGUUUUAACGUUUUAUCUAGGCUGUUCAGGACAACUCAACUUUCUGGACAAAAUCCCAGAUUUUCCUCUAAAACCAGAGAAUAACAGGAGUGUCAGAAAUGGAAAGCAGAGGGUCUGAGGGAAUAGGCUGAGUUUUUCUAAAACAAGGUUGGGAAAAGUGACCUGAAACCACCCCACUUGAUAUUUUCAAAAUACCAAAAAACUUUUUUUGAUAAAUGUUAACCACUGACCCAAAUUCCUUUGUUAGGAUGAGCUUUCAACAUGUGACCAUUGGAUCUUUUCGUAACUAACAUAAUGAGGCUUUUAGAGACCCUUAUAGAUUACCAUUAAACUUGUCCCCAAAGGACAGGCCAUCGUAAUCAGUCUCUCUUUACUGGAAAAUCAGCCCACAGAAAUCAUACCCAAAUUCCAAAAAGCCGAAUGUAAUUUCAUUUUUCAUGGUUGAAAAAAAAUAUCAGAUAAUAAUAGUGUUCCUGAGCAAAAUCUGCCUUGCUUACUGAGGACCAUUUGCUUGUGCUCAGCAUCUAGAAGUGUAUAUAAAAGUGCAAUACACAUUUCUGACCAUUUCAAAUUGAGGCUUCCACUGUUUGCCAGGUGGUGGAGGUCUUACCCACCACUAUUUAGGUUUUUUUUUUUUUUUUUUUUAUCUGUCUCUGUAGUCCAAGGUCUUGAAUAAUCCGAAACCUGAGAUGUCUGACCAAGACAUAGAGAUUCUGUAUCCUUCCCUCCACAGACCACUGGCAGCUGAAAUACCUUCCCUGACUGCCUUCUGGUUUUACAGGUUACUGCUCUUGCUUUGUUCCUACCCUGACUUGAGGGAAUGAAAGCUUUUCCCCAGACUCUGAAGGCCAGGCUUGCUUCUGAUACAGAUACAGCCAUAAUUCAUCCUGUGCUUCUUGACAGUUCUUAACUGUACUCAGUGUCCAGAGACCUUGGUUCAGGUGGAUCUACCAUCAAACCUCAUAAGAUCAUUUUUCUUUCUUCACCUGAGUAUCCCAAUAAUUCUCCUGAUAUGGCUACUUUCAGGUCCACUUUGUCUGGUUUAUAGGCGAAAACCUCUUAAAUUAACUUGGAAGUUAGGUACCCCUGGAUAUCCUCCAGAGAGAUCCUGAGAGGCAAGAUUGAUAACCUCUCCCUUGACAACCUGGUGGUCACUCACUCCUUCUUUAAGCAAGGAGCACUUGGCCUUCUCCCCUCUGCUGCAGCUACUGAUACCUGGCUCCUGGAAUAAAAGUGUAGUAUGACAGCAGUUCCUAAAAUCAAGCAUCUCUAAGAAGCUGAGCAGUGGGAUAAUCAGUUUCUUUAAUUCCCUAGCUACAAACCCUGUAAUAUGACCACUAGGUGGCAGAAUGUCUACCACCAUCCUCCCAAAACAAGUAUACUCUCAAGUGAAAAUCAUCUUGCUCUUGAGUCUUAAAAGAGGUCACAUUCAUUUUAUCCCUUUCAUUUUAUAGCUAAAUCAAUAAGCUAUAGCAGUGAUUUGAGAAACACCUGAAUCUAAAACUUAAGAGUUCCAUGACUUUUGGCCCAGUUCCUAGUUCAUUGCAUCACAGCACAGCUUCUUUACCUCUGCUUGAGAUACUUGACAGAGAAGUCAACCUCUGCCUUAGGAGUAAGUUUCAGGGUAUUUCUGCUGUUCUCCACUUAAUAUCUUUCUGCUCAGAUUGAGAACCUGAGCUGACAGAUCAAGAAGGAGUAUUUCUUUCUUGUCCAAAAUACUUAGGCUAUCUUCACACCUUUAUCUGCAAAAUGCCAUAUCUCCAAACAGUGAAAUAGUUCCUAUGUGGAGACAUCAGCCUUUAUUAUGAUAUUCUUAAUGUCCAGAAGUACCUGAUUCUCUUAAGCUCAAGAUGUGUCCCAUUGCUACUUCACCCCUUCCAAUUUCCCAGGAAACCAUUGGCUAAGCACUCAUUUCCAAAGAAUCCUUCCUCCUUCCCUUGUUGAUACUCUCUUAUGGAUACUAGAAGUUGAGGAUAAGUUGUGCUCGCUCAUUGCUAUUCUUCUUUGUGACCCCAAACCAUUGUAUCUAGUCUUAAUAUGGUUACAAAGCUUCAGAUGGCAGACAGAAGAGCAAGGUGUUACAUAGAAAAGCAGGGGUUAUAGAUUGGGGACCAGAGCUGCAUCUGGGAAACACACUUGGAAUGAAUUCCCACACUCUAGCCUAAUACCUUACCCAGUAUCACAGACCUAAGUAAGGCUGCAAAUGUCUCUGAGACUCUCCCAAGUUUCACCUUCUGGAAAAUGAACAAUUUUUUCAUCCUUAAUAUUAUAAAUCUCCAUGGGAAAUUUAUCCUCAAAGACUAGUCAGAGAAAGUGCCACAUUCUCAACUUCUAAUAAUUACCAUGGAAAAACUCCCAAUUCCUGACCAGAUGAAAUGAUAUCUUUGAGGGAAUUUCUCUUUCCUCUUCUUCCUCUGUCAUUGAGACCUGUGGUAGGUCACCUCUAAUGUUUCACUUAGGGGAGUCAGCAUAUUAGUAUAAAAAGACCACAAACUUCUGAAUUUGGCCUGAGUUUGCAUCCCAGCUUUGUCAUGUGGGAUUUGUGGUAGAGGACCUCUCAGCCUCAAUUUCCACAUAAGUGAAUUGGGGAAAUGUGUACUUUUCUAGAAUUUUGGUAGGAUAAAAUGGAACAUAAAGUGCCUAGGAUUAAGGCCUAGGAUUAAGUAAGUUCUCAAGAAAUGUUCCAUUUCCUACUUCCAAGUCCCUUUUCUAAUCCUUCAAAUAAGAUUAAGGAAACUAUGGUUCAGAAUACAAGCCUUACUCAGGAGGUGGCUAACUGAAUUUGCUUAGGGAAAAAAAUUGUUUCAUUAUAUCAAGGCAUUAAAGGACAAAUUGUAUGGUUCAUGAAUUCAGAGACAUUACCAAGUUGCCUCUUCCUCUAAAUAGAACUAGUAUUUUCAUUUUAUUGGUCAGGCUACUGUCUCCUAAGGUCUCUUUAUAUGAUCCCUUAUGUUACAUAGUUCCUUGGCCCCAAGCAGUUCCCUCUCUCUCCCUCCCUAGAUUUAAUUCUUGUUCUGCCCUGGACUAUUUCAUAUUUCAACAUUCCAGCUUUUUCUAGAGGUAAACCCUCAUCUUCUUGUUACUAAAUCUCUACCCAGCCAAAAUCAGGUAUAAGUUACAAUUUGCAGAGAGAAAGAACUUGGAAUACUUAGUGUCAUAUAACUAUCAGUACUUUUAGUAAAGGAGAAUCGAAAAUACUCAUUUCCACCUUCUUUCAUCAAAUUUGUGUUUCUGUUUCAGGCAAGAAUGAACAGUAUGUUUUAAGCUAUUUUAAGCUUCUCUGCACAAACUAAAAUCUAAUUAUAGUUUAUAAGUCAAACAGAACGAUUCAAUAGUGAUAGCUUUUUACAGAACCCGUACUAAAGUAAGCAAGUAUACAUUUUUCUAAUGAGAAAUCUGUGCUUCUGUAUUUUCAGAACUUCUGGGUUAGAAUGUCCCUCUUGCCAUCCCCCAACACAACCCAAUAUAGAGAUGAUGUAGGAACCCAUUACUCAACCAGGCUGCUAUACACUUAUGAGCAGCUCUCACAGUGGGGUUGAAAAGGUGUAUGAAGAGAAUUAGAAGUACUGUAUUUUGUUUUAUAAAACAAUGUACUGUCUCAUGUGCCAUUAAAGAAAAUUACAAGAUUUUGUAGUCUUUUGAUGACUCAUUCAGAGCAUGGGUUUGUUAAAUGAAGACCAUAUAUAGCUAUUUGUGUGUCCCUUCUAAUUCAAAACCAGAAAAACAUGUAUGUGAAUUUUUUAAACAAAGUGAUAUUUUAAACAUGGGUAAAUUUCAAUGUAUCCUUACCAGUUGACUAUUUGAUUUUAUCUUCAGGUACAGGUAGUUUGUGGUACUACUGAAAAUACCUUUAAUAUUAUUAUUUUGAUCAGAAUUUAUAAUAUAUAAUCAGUUUGGGAUGAUAAAUAAACUUUUUUAAAUUA